Molecule: messenger RNA, 2362 nt
Organism: Dipodomys ordii (Ord's kangaroo rat)
Lineage: Eukaryota; Metazoa; Chordata; Mammalia; Rodentia; Heteromyidae
Gene: Cdhr4
Product: cadherin-related family member 4
Exons: 19
Coding region: 1-2349 (782 amino acids)
Biological process (GO): homophilic cell-cell adhesion
Cellular component (GO): plasma membrane
Molecular function (GO): calcium ion binding
Source: RefSeq, a predicted model, not a curated record
AUGACACUGCUCCUGACGCUUCUUUUUGCUCUGCUUGUCUCUGGCCUCCACAGCCUCCCCUGGUUUACGGAUAUUUCUGAGCGCCGAGGUCCUGGCACUGUUGUUCAGACGUUCUCCUUCAACUGCUCUUCCCACAUACCCACCCUGGAGUUGCUUAGCGUGCAGCCAAAUACCACCUUCUUCAACCCACCCACCCUGGCUGGGCAUCAAGGGAGAUAUGUGGGCAAGAUCAUCUUGAGCAGCUCAGCCCGGCUGGAUGCCCUGGCCGUCAACCACUAUGAGCUGUAUUUACGGUACAAAUGUGGCAAUUAUGUGAUGGAUGGACCCUUUUCUGUGCUGGUGCAGCGGGACCUUGGGAUCCAGUGUGUUGGCCGAUUUGCUAGCCAAGCUGGGGAAAUCAUUUAUGUGCCAGAGACAGUCAUACCUGGGGCCCGGCUGUACACACUGCUGCUCCCAGGCCUACAAGGCCAAGGAACCAAGAUGAACAUUACCAGUGCCCAGGACCCUCCAUACUUUCCUGGACCUUUUUCCAUCAAUGAGCGAGGUUGGCUACAGGCCCCAUCCCAGGGCCUCAAAGGCCAGGCUGAAAAGGUCUUCCACCUGCAAAUCUUAGUGUCGACAGGACAAGGCCAAAGCUGCCAAGGGAGGCUGACCGUUCAAGUUUUCCGUGUUCUUUCUGGCCAGGUCUCCUUUCUGCAGGCUGUUCAGAAUAUCACCAUCUUGGAGAAUCUGGCCCCUGGAAGUGAAGUGGUUAAAGUCCAGGCCAGGGGCUCGGACUUGCGCUAUGAAAUCAUCUCCCCGAUGCCCAGCCCGCUUUACUCGAUUGGACGUGCAGAUGGAGUGAUCAGGCUCACCUCACCUCUGGAUUUGACUCGUGCCCCGGGCACAGCCGUCACUAGGCUGCAGGUGAAGGCCUUUGAGCAUCACCAGCCUUGGGUGAGCGCAGAACUGGAACUCACUGUGGACGUGCAGUUGGUCAACCAAUGGCCCCCACGCUGCCUCCCAGCGCUUUUUGUGACUCAAAUCCCUGAGACGGCCCCUGUGGGCACAGUCCUGGGCACCUUUGCUUGCACAGACCCAGAUUCGGUGGGCACUAGUCUGGAUUACCAGCUGCGGUUCCAUAGCCCUCCUGACUCGGCCAGCCUCCGCCUUCAUGACAGAGUCCUUGAGGUCAAUGCCACACUGGACUGUGAUACUCCUGGGACCUGCUUCCAGCAUGCAGCUUCCAUCCUGGUGAUUGAUGAUGGCCAGCCCCAGAUGACCACUGAGGUGCCAGUACUGGUGAUGGUGACACCCAUCAAUGAGUUCUCCCCAGCCUGUACCCCACGCACGUUCCGGAUUCAAGAGGAUGCAAGGCCCCACACUCUGCUGGGCACUGUGGUGGGCGUGGAUAUGGAUUAUCCACAUAACAGCGUGGAGUACUACAUCUCUGGUGGACCCUCUUCCACCUUUGCUGUGGAUCAUCUCAAUGGGGAGGUUCGCCUUUUGGCACCUUUGGACUAUGAGCAACAGAGGGUGCACAGGAUCACUGUUCUCCUGAUUGACCGUGGCCAAGACUGGGACCCCACCUACCGCCGCUCGGGUUCUUGUACCAUUACCAUUGAGGUUGAGGAUGUGAAUGACCAUACCCCAGAAUGUGAACCUCCAUUUCAAGAGCUCACCAUCUACACCCCGCUGGGACGUAGCAUGGAGGUGACCAAGGUGUCGUGUCAGAUUCCCCAGGAACCACAGCGCCUGGCCUUUGCCUACAGCAUUGUGGGAGGGAAUACCCAGAACCGAUUUAGGUUGCAAGGGGCCAGCUUGGUGUAUGAUGAUACUCUGUUGGGACCUCCUUGGCUGGACCAGCCAUGUACCUACUGGCUAUUGAUUCACGUGGCUGAUGCAGGCAACUCCAACCACCACCUCAGCACUACAGUCACCAUUAUUGUGCAUUUAAUUCCCCAGAGGCCCAGCACAGUGGCCACCAGCACCCACAGAAACACAGUGUCUUCAACGAUGGCACCCAUACUUGUGACAGACAUAGAAGUUUAUUGGCAGCCGGAGCCCUGGUUUGUGGGGGUGCUGACAGCAACUGGUGCCUUGCUUCUCUUGACUCUGGGCUGGCUCCUCAGCAAGUUCCUCCAGGGGUUGACCCAAGUGCUGCAGGCACCAAGCAAACCAACUCAGACUCUGUUGUUAAACAGCAUCCAAGGAAAUAAAGGAUCCAAAGAGGGGUUCAUGGAUAUACCAAGGAUGGAGAUGUCUCAGGAAAACAGUAGUGUCACGAACUUGCAUUAUGAUGGCAGGGCACAAGAUGCACGUACUGGCAGAGAUUACCUGUUCAACACACACACAGGAGUCCGGCGCUAGAUCUGAAGCUCAG